UACGCAUCUGCAAAACCAACCAUUUAAACCCUUAUUUAUAACUGAAUAAACUCUAAAAAAUCUCACGAUGUAAACCUGCUUUAAGCCUUAUUACAACUGAAUACAGUCUACAAACGUUCUUAAAACGCGGGAGAAAAUAAUCCUACAAAUUUAAACCUUAAUACAACUAAAUAAAGUCCACGAACAAUUAGUAAAAUAGCGCGCGAACGUGCCCGCGCGCAUCCCAUCCCCUCAUUCAACGCCGGACCGCCGCGCGCGCAACAUGUGGGCGGCCAUCUUGGUGCUGCUCCUGCAGGGAGCAGCGGGGGAGAUACUCACCCCCCCUUAUCUUAAUUUGGCGUUGGGGAAGAAGAUUACGGCCACGGCGACGUGUGGAGAUAUCGGACAGGAAUUGUAUUGCGAGUUGACAGGAUCUACAGAUGAAACUGUUAUUCAAGGACAGGUCUGCGAAUACUGCGAUGACACAGUCGAGAACCGCCGGCAUCCCCCCGAGUACGCCGUGGACGGGUUGGAGACUCGAUGGCAGAGUCCGCCGCUCUCGCGAGGAAUGAAGUAUAAUGAGGUCAACCUCACCAUCGACCUUGGACAGGAGUUCCAUGUGGCAUACGUGUUCAUAAAGAUGGGCAACUCCCCGCGCCCCGGGCUCUGGGCGUUGGAGAAGUCCACCGACUACGGGAAGACGUUCACACCCUGGCAGUACUUCUCAGAUUCACGACAGGACUGCGAAAGAUACUUUGGAGCGCAGAGUUUGGAGCCAAUCACGAGAGACGACUCAGUUAUUUGCAGCACAGAGUAUUCGAAGAUCGUACCGCUGUCAGGAGGAGAGAUCCCAAUUUCCCUGCUGAACUACCGUCCAUCUGCACUCAACUACUUCAACUCUUCCGUACUCCAAGCCUGGACAAGGGCUACCACCGUCCGCCUUCGUCUACUGAGGACCAAGAACUUGCUGGGUCAUCUUAUGUCUGUGGCUCGUCAGGACCCUACUGUCACUAGGAGAUACUUCUACAGUAUAAAAGACAUCAGCAUCGGCGGCCGCUGUAUGUGCAACGGACACGCGGACACCUGCGACCCCAAGCCCGACAGCGAGAACCUGCUGGUGUGCCGAUGCCAGCACAACACCUGUGGACCUCAAUGUAACCAAUGCUGCAAGGGCUUUGAGCAGAAGAAGUGGAGGAUCUCGCAGAAUUGGAACCGGUUUGCGUGUGAACCUUGCAACUGCCACAACCACAGCACGGAGUGCGUAUUCGAUCCUCUCAUCGACGAGAAACGUCUGUCUCUUGACAUCCACGGACGUUACGAAGGCGGUGGAGUCUGCCAGAACUGCCAGCAUAAUACUGAUGGUAUCAACUGCAAUAAAUGCAAACCGACGUUCUACAGGCCUGUGGGAAAGAGAUGGGACGAAUAUGAUGUGUGCCAACCUUGCAAUUGCGAUCUCCACUACUCAACUGGGAACUGCGAGGAGGGUUCAGGGCGCUGCGAGUGCCGGAAGGAAUACAACCCGCCCAACUGUGACUCCUGCGCAUAUGGGUACUUCAACUAUCCGAACUGUGAGCCGUGCACAUGCAAUCUGAACGGAACUGAAGGGCAGCAUUGCACACCGGUAGAGGGAAUUUGUCCCUGCAAGUCCAACUACGCAGGGAAAUCUUGUGAGAUUUGCGCUGAUGGCUUCUACUCACCGGAGUGUAAAGACUGCGAGUGCAACACCAUCGGCUCGGUGUCGCAGGUGUGCGACAAGGACAGUGGCAACUGCACGUGCAAGAGCAAGUUUAGCGGACGAACCUGCGAUCGGUGCGAGGCCGGCUAUUUCAGCUAUCCUACGUGCAGCCAAUGUAACUGCGACACCACUGGAACGCAGUCGAGGAUCUGCGACGACGUCUCUGGCGCGUGUAUAUGCAAGGAAGGAUUCGGGGGUGCGCGCUGCGAUCAGUGCCUUGCCGGUUACUACAUGCAAGUACAAGGCCGUGAGCGCACCUGCGUCCAGUGCGAGUGUUCUACCACUGGUUCUACAUCGACCAGCUGUGCAGCGGACGGGAAAUGCAACUGCCUGAAUAACUUUGGAGGCAAACGUUGCGACCAGUGCUCGCCGGGUUACUACAAGUACCCUGAAUGCUUGCCUUGUAACUGCGAUGGAUCCGGCUCCAUCGGCUCUUCCUGCGACGACGCUGGGAACUGCCACUGCAAGCCCAACUUCAACGGUAUCAAAUGUGACAGCUGUAAGGAGAGCUUCUACAACUAUCCGGCUUGUGAGGAGUGCAACUGCGAUCCUAAGGGUGUUAUCGCUUCUUUUGCUGGUUGCGGAUCAGUCCCAGCAGGAGAGCUUUGUCAAUGUAAAGAACGCGUGCAGGGCAGAAUCUGCAAUGACUGCAAGCCACUCUACUGGAACUUGCAGUAUUACAAUCCUCAUGGAUGUGAAGAAUGCAACUGCGACGUGAGCGGCACCCUAGGAGGGAUGGGAUCAUGCAACACGAAAACUGGACAAUGCAUGUGCAAGCCCAACGUGGAUGACCGCCAAUGUUCUGAAUGCGCUGACGGAUUCUAUAAUCUUGAUGCUGGGAAUAUCUUUGGUUGUUCAGAAUGCAACUGUGACGUCGGCGGCUCCACCGACAACAACUGCAACAAGACCAGCGGCCAGUGCUACUGCCAUUCCCGCGUCGAAGGCCUUCGCUGCUCUCAGCCAAUCAGAGCCCACUAUUUCCCGACGCUACACCAGUUCAGAUAUGAGCUAGAAGAGGGACAAACACCGUCUGGUGCAGUCAGAUAUAGGGACUCUCAGGAGGCGUUCCCGGGACAUUCUUGGAAGGGUUACGUCAUGUUCUCGCUUCUACAAAACGAAGUCAUCAACGUGGUACAGCUGGGAAAGUCAUCUCUCUACCGCAUGGUGGUCAAGUACGCCAACCCGCUCAAGGACCCCGUGGUCGCCACUAUACUGGUCACCCCGGAGAACCCUGGAGAUUCGCAGCAGACGCAUAACGUGCUCCUAAGACCAACUGUGAAGCCGCAACUGGUAACAGUGGCGGGCGAGAAAGGGAACACCCCAUCACCCUUCGUCAUGGACGCUGGCAACUGGACGGUGACCAUCAAGACCAACAAGGAAGUGCUCAUUGACUACUUCGUCCUGAUCCCCGAAGCGUACUACGAAGCCACAGUUCUCAAGAAGCUGGUAGACAAGCCCUGCACCAUCGGAGACCAGGAUCUGUGCAGGGAGUUCAGAUACCCGAAGCUCAGCUCUUACCCAACCGUUGAUGCCAGUGGGCUGACGGCUGCUGCUAGCGAUUACUUGGAUGACAAUGUGCAACUAAAAGAACUCGGCGUACCAGCAUCCACCAUCCCCGUUCUAGGCACCCAACCUCUCACCUACAACUGGAUUAUCAAACCUAAUGGCCAAUACAUCAUACUCGUCGAAUACGUCACCCCUGUCGACCGCAACGCGGUUGACAUGGUCGGAAAUCGCGCGAAGAUCAACAGCAUAAUCAAUGUUAACUUCAAGACUGGCAGCCAGGAGUGGCAGGGAAGAUUGGUCCUUAAUGAAUGUCUGUACACGAAGCCGUGUAGGCAGGUGGUGACUGAUGAUAAGGCUAGGGCGUUUGUGGCUGAGGUGUUUGAUGAAAAUAACGAAAUCACACUCGAGGGCAACGCAGACAACCUGGCUGGUAUAAAAUCAAUCACGGCGAUACCUCAAUCGGAAUGGCAUUUGGCUUACAUAACGCCAAAACCAUUCACGCUCAGAAGAAACGGCGAGACUUUUGUCAAUGGAUUCGACAACGCUAAUACUAAAGAGGUGAAAAUAGAGCCGUCAGAUAACAGUACAACCCCGGCUUUCGUAGUGGCUGGCUCUAAACCUGUGACUGUCGAUAUCUCUGUACCCACUCCUGGACCGUAUGAGUUCUUGCUGCACUACCAUCAGCCUGAUCAUCCAGAGAGCUCCAUCGACGUGACCAUCUCCUGUGGCAACGACAUCCACGCUGGCCGAGUGACCUUACCCUUCUGCGGCUCAUCGUCAGGCUGCAGGGAACUGCUUAAGCUACCGAGCGAGAUAUUUGAUGUUACUGACAACUGCUCGUUGACUUUUGAGGGUGCUGACAACAAAGGAGUGUCCCUCCAAAGCGUCCUGAUCAUCGAACCUCGCUACUUCACGGAAUCGGUGCUGGUGGAAGCCAACUUGAUGGACUAUACCAGAGAAUUCAUCACCAAAUGCGCCAGCAACCAUUAUUACAUCGAACCUGAAGUCACAGGAUUCUGUCGAGACGCCGUGUUCUCGAUAACGGCGGAAUACAACAGUGGGACACUGUCAUGCGCGUGCGAUGUUGAAGGAUCUACGGACUUCGAGUGUGAAACUUUCGGCGGACAGUGCAAAUGUCGGGAGAACGUUGUUGGUCGCACCUGCGAAGCUUGCAAGACAGGCUACUACGGGUUCCCCAACUGCAGACCUUGCCAUUGCUCACAAGCUGCUAUAUGUGAUGACGACGGCCAAUGCAUCUGCCCCCGCAACGUGAUCGGUGAGAACUGCAACGAGUGCAAACCUCUCACGUUCAACUUUGACGAAUACCGCGGCUGUGACGACUGCAACUGUAACCCGCUUGGUGUGGUCGACGGGAACCUGGAGUGUGACAAGCAGAGCGGGAACUGCCAGUGCAAAGAAAACGUGGUAGGCCGCGUGUGCGACCGCUGCGUGCCCGGGCACUAUGCGUUCCCCGACUGCGUUCAGUGUUCGUGUAACACGGACGGCACCACGGACGACGUCUGCGACCAGGACACGGCGCAGUGCUACUGCAAGAAAUACGUGCGAUCACAGGCUUGUGACGUCUGCCAAGAGGAGUACUUCAACCUGCAGGCCAGCAACCCCGACGGAUGCACCAAGUGCUACUGCUUCGGGAGGACAACUAGGUGUUCUAGUUCUUAUCUUACUUGGGUUAAGCUGGAAGGCAUGACUGGCUGGCAUCUCGUGAACGUUGAAACUAACCGCACAAUCUCAGUCUACCCGCACACCGCACCACCGAGCCAAGUUAACGAUACCAUCAUAGGCGUGGAGCUGGCUAUCGACAUGGAACACCAGAAACUUGUGUACUUUGCUGCUCCUGAACACUUUAUUGGCAAACGGCUAACAUCCUACGGUGGUAACCUCACGUACUCCAUCUUUUACGUGUCUCGGGAGACGGGGAAAGCUAUUCUCGCAGCUGAUGUCAUAAUUGGUGGACCCAAUGGCUACAUUUACCACAAUAGUAUCGAAACACCAGCACCACAAACCAACUGGAUCCACAGCGUGCCUCUAACAGAGGAGUCGUUCACGAACCUCGACAACACAGCUGUAACCAGAGACCAGUUCAUGAACACCCUGGUUAAUGUCACUGCUAUAUACAUCAGGGCUACGUUUGAAGAUGAGUCCGUUACUACCAGGCUAAUUAACGUCACUCUAGACGUCGCAGUCCAACCUGACCCCUACUCGCCCAUAACCGACCGCGCAUUCUCCGUGGAACAGUGCCAAUGCCCACCAGGCUACAAGGGGACGUCGUGUGAGCAGUGUGCUUCGGGGCACUACAGACUGAGCUCUGGACCUCAUGCGGGGUACUGUGUGCCCUGUGAGUGCAAUGGGCAUUCGCAGGAGUGCGAUGUUAACACUGGAGUUUGCUUGGACUGCGGUGGCAACACGAUGGGUGACCACUGUGAGAUGUGUGUGCCCGGAUACUACGGAGAUGCCACACGUGAAGACUGUGAAAUCUGUGCCUGCCCCUUGCCGUAUCCUUCUAACAACUUUGCCGUAAGCUGUGAUCUGAGCGAAAACGCUGAACUGAUCUCCUGUCAAUGCAAGCCCGGCUACGGCGGUCCUCGGUGCGAAUUCUGUGCUGCUGGCUACUACGGGGAGCCUGAGGAGCUGAAUGACUAUUGCAAGCCCUGCAACUGCUCUGGCAAUAUCAAUCCACUGGACCCGUCGUCAUGCGACAGCGUGACAGGGAACUGUCUGAAAUGCGUCAACAAUACGGCUGGGGCAGCGUGCAACCUCUGCGCGCCUGGAUUCUACGGAGACGCUGUGUUCAGCAAGAACUGUACUGCUUGCAGCUGCGAUGAAUACGGCAUGGACCACUGCGACCACACGACCGGCACCUGUGUGUGUAGACCCGGUGUUAUAGGCGACCGUUGCGACGCGUGCGCACCGGAUCAUUUCGGCCUGUCAAGUGGUCUGGGCUGCAUGCCGUGCCAGUGUGGACUGGCAAGUGAGAGCAGCCAGUGUGACCUUGAGACUGGACAAUGCAAAUGCGCGAAAGGCGUGACUGGCAGACAUUGUGAACAGUGCGCAGCUGGUUACUGGAACUAUACCAAAGACGGAUGCGACCAUUGCAAUUGUAACAAGGGAUAUUCGCUCGGCUUCAUGUGCAACGCUAAAUCGGGUCAGUGUGAGUGCCUCCCUGGAGUCAUCGGGGAGAAAUGUGACCGCUGCCCGGAAAGAUGGGUGCUGGUUCCCCAACAGGGUUGUCAAGCAUGCGACUCGUGCACCGAUGCUCUCGUCAUAUCAGUGGAGGAGAUGAGUGCAAGACUAUUGAAUGAAACUCAGGAGUUUAAGGACAAAGCUGAUUCAUUCUUCACCACUCAACGGCUAAACUACAUCUCCAGCCAGGCCUCAGCACUGCGUCCCCGCCUCGCCGAACUACGUAGCGUCGACGUCAACGCUGCGACAAAUUCCGUUGACACUAUUGAAAACGCUGGGCGAGGUUUGCUGAGAUCCGCGGAAUUCGCAGCGACAGACAGUGAAAAGCAAAUUACACGUGCCGGUGUCCUGUCAUCUGACGCUGAUGUCGUCCUGUCGUCAAUACGUGAGAGUGCACGAGGGGCCGAGACGAUGGUGCAGCAUGUAGCUGACCUGGCGACGGGGCUGGAGCUGAGCCAGCAGCCGAAGGUCGACAGUGCGCUUACUGAGGCCCAGCAGAUCCGGGAUGAUGUGAAAGAAAAAGACCUGGCGCCCAAGAGGAUCCAGGCGCUCGACGUCCACACCAACGCGACGCAACAGCUCGAGAGAAUGAGUCUUUUUGUUCAACCCGUUAACCAACAAGCCACGGACUUCGAAAAGCUGGUGACCGAGGCGCGCAAGCUCCGUGUCAAAAUGGAAGACAUGAUGGAACACACAGCCGCAGCCGUUCAGCGGGCUGAUGUGGCUGACAGACUUAAAGCUAGCAACAAAAACUCCAAGUUCAGCGACAAAGUCGCCUCCGUCGGCAACCUCAACUCCGAAGCCAUGAAAGACCUAAUCGACGCCGGCGUAGACAUCGCCAACGCCACAAGACUUAACAACCUCGCCGCUGCCAUAGUAACCAACGCCUCAGCAGCUUUAGGAAGCCUUAACCAAGAAAACAACAAGUUGGAACAGGCAAUUAAAGAGCGUCUUGAGGAGAUUCCUAGUCUGUACCAUGCGAGUGACGCUGCUAGAAGCCAUGCUGAUGAUCUGAAGAGUCGAGCCAAGAACCUCCACGCGCUGGCAGAGCGAGAGAAUGACACCCGUCGCCAGCACGCCUACAGCGCUGCCUCCGCUUACUCGAGCAUCGUACAAGAGAUUGGGGCCGCGAAGAAGGCCGCCGACGACGCGACUGAGGCUGAUUCUAAGACCAACGAUAUUAACACAAAUCUAAGCGAAAAGGUCGGUCCCGCUCUAAACCGCUCAAGCUCUCUCCGCGACCAAGCGAUACAAGCGCUUGGCAUAGUUAAUGAUGCUCUCGCACCCAACCAGACUAAAGCAGCACAGGCCCUUCAGCAAGUUAAGAAGACUAUUGAAGAAUGUGAUGACCGGAACAGCGCUAUAGUCCUCUCCCUACCAGCCAUCGAAAAAAGAUCCCUCCAAGACGAGAUGGACAAAGCCGAGAAGGUCAAUCAGACGGUCAAGAGCACUCUCAAGCAGAUGUCUGACCUUGGGAAUGAUCUGGCCGCCAGUAAGCAGUCAGCUCAGACGUUGCCGAAGAAAGCUGAUGAGGCCUUGAAGAUGAAGGAUAAUGUGGAGACGUUGGUGAAUAACAUUGACGGAUUGAAGCCCAAGUUGCAGCAGAAAUAUGAUGGAGUCAGAGCGCAGCAGGAAGACUUCGAGAGACGUAAGGCUGAAGCCGCCAAAAAACUUAGCAAGAUCAAGGAGCAAAUCGAACAAGCACGCACUGUAGCCAACCGAGUCCAAGUCGGUGUCAAUUUCGACCGCUUCGCGACGCUCCAACCACGCAUCCCUGAUACCAUCGAUGAGAUGUCCACAUCCACACAUGUAUCGGCUUACUUCAAGACCAGGUCUCCUGAUGGUUUCCUCUUCUAUCUUGGAAACCCUGAGGGAACCAGCCUUAGGAGGACUAAAUCGGACGACUUUAUGGCAGUCAGCAUCCAAAAUGGCUACCCCUACCUGGUCAUUGACAUUGGAGACAGCGCAGAAUCCGGCCGCGAGCCGAUGAGGAUCAACAGCGACAAGCGAGUUGAUGACGACAAGUGGUACCAGGUCAUUGUUGACAGGGUUGGAGGCAAUGUGAAGUUGACCAUCCGCGAAGCUCUCGAAGACGGAACGGAACAGAGCCAUUCCAAGGAGGUCGUGCUUCCAGGACAACACACCAUUUUCAACCUGGAUCGCCAAAAAUCCAAACUAUACGUGGGCGGCGUUCCAUCCAAUUCCAAGCUACAAGGUGUCAGCUACCCAGCGUUCGAGGGUCAGAUCGAGGAGCUCAUGCUUGGAGAUACGCCCGUUGGCCUGUGGAACUUUGAGGCGGCGCAGAAGCUGAAGGGAGCCAGGCAGAGAGACAAGCUGAUAACUUCCCAAUCCGGCCCUCAAGAGUACCGCUUCAACGGCCGCGCGCACGUAACCAUGCCCGUCCAAUCCCAUGACCCGCAGAAGAACCACGUACUCCUAUUCUUCAGGACUUACGCCAGAAACGGCCUGAUCUUCCUGGCUGGAGAUGAUAAGAACUUCUUCUCGAUUCAGAUGCAAGAUGGAAAAGUCUACUUACAAGUCUCCCUCGGCAACCCAGAAGAGCUCGUAAUCGUCGGAACCGCCAAAGAAUACAACGACGGCAAAUGGCACAAGCUGGAUGCCAGGCGGCAUCUCAAGAGCUGCUGGCUCAGCGUUGACAACGAGAGCAGCCAGAUGGUGUCUCAGUCUACACAGAGCGAAAUCUACGCGGUAGAUAGCAUGAACUUCGGCGGUAAUAACAAGGGCAUCAUCCAGAUUACUGACCAGGGCUUUGAUGGUUGCAUGAGGCAGAUUAACGUGAACGAGGCCAGCGUGGACCUUAGCAAGAACAGUUUGGAGUCUAUUGGCGUUGGAGACGGAUGCAAGGUAAGAAACGUUUCUAAAAUAACGAAAAUGGAAAUCUCGGAGGUUCGUUGUUAG
Cydia pomonella (codling moth) is the source of this 9340-nucleotide messenger RNA. It is a transcript of the gene LanA, whose product is annotated as laminin subunit alpha. The record is from RefSeq and is a predicted model, not a curated record. Gene Ontology annotation, biological process: cell adhesion; axon guidance. The coding region runs from base 263 to 9340 and encodes 3025 amino acids. Lineage: Eukaryota; Metazoa; Arthropoda; Insecta; Lepidoptera; Tortricidae. The transcript is spliced from 57 exons. Gene Ontology annotation, cellular component: basement membrane.